GCGGAUACUGUGACUGCUGCUCACCAGCGUUGAAUCCGGUAGCUUGUAUAGCCUUAAACAACUCAGAUGGAUCGAGGGACGUGGGUGGAGAAUUUAAAUACUGAUUGCCUGACCAUACUUGUUUAGACAGAUUUAUAAUGGCUUCAGUUCCUAUAUGUUCUCCACUGUCCUGUAAGGACCAGAUUCAAGUUGCUAAGAAAGUACUCAUGCAGAUUGGAAGAGACUCGGUCAACUCUUGUCUUUCAUGUCACAAGAUGUGCUUAUCGUCUUGUAGCGCCUGUCGAAUUGGAAAAAGGCAUACUGUAUAUCAUAUAGCAGAGAUACCUUUAAAAGGAAAGAGUGGGGAAAGAUCAAAUUCAUUUUGUGUGUUUAAUCUUUUCCCUUUGCCAUAUAGAAGUUCCAAAGAAGUGCCGACUCUCAAGUUUUACAGUAUGGGCAUCCGAGGGAAGUCUACUUCUGGAGGGGGACAUCAGAGGGACAAACAUGGCUCAAAUUCCUCCGGAACACCAGCAGCUAGCAUUGAGAAGCAACUUAAGACACUGGAUGCUUAUUUUAGCAAGCUUCAGUAUGACAUGAACAAGCAGCUUAACUCUUGCACAUCUGCAAGUGAUUCUGAAACUCUUCACAGCAGAAGGCACGAUAUGAUAAAUUCUUCCUCAGAAUCUAUAGGCAAAGUUACGGAAAACAUCGAUGCAACUGAUGAUUAUAAAGCAGAGACUGGUUUAAAUUCAUUGGAGAACUAUUUCGGCCAAUUAUCUGACACAAAAAAGAGCAGGUUGUCUGAUUCUCCUGCAGAUGCAUCAGAAGGAAAUCCUGUAAAAAUACCAAUCUCUGCCAUGAGAAAAAACAACGAAAAAGAAGAUGCGAUUGUGGAACAGUAUACAUUUAAGGAUGAAGGGAGUCUGGAUGAUAGAACUGACUCACUUCUGUUUGGUAAAGUUAAUACACCAAGUAUAUCAACAGAUGAUGAAGCUUCUGGUCUUUAUCUAAUAAGCUUAUUAGCUGCGAUAAAUAUUGCUGUUUUCUUAUUUGAAAUAGCAAGUCCAGUUAGUUCAGAGGUAGAGCACUUGUCGCUUCCUCUGAUCUAUGGAGCAAAGAUAAACAAGUUGAUUCUUCUCGGGGAGUGGUGGAGACUAUUAACACCAAUGUUUCUGCACUCAGGGUUUCUGCAUGUUGCUCUUGGCUGCUGGGUUCUUCUUACAUUGGGAACCGAAGUUUGUAAAGGCUAUGGCCCAUUUGCCUUUUUCCUGAUUUACAUACUUGGAGGAAUUUGUGGCAAUUUGACGAGCUUUCUUCACACUCCUGAGUUAACUGUUUGUGGUACGGGUCCGGUGUUUGCCAUACUUGGAGCAUGGCUUGUCUACCAAAUCCAAAAUAAAGAUGUUACAUCAAAGGAGGUCUCACAAAGUAUGUUUUGGCAGGCGGUGGCCGCUACUGUUCUGAGCUUUGUUUUGAGCAGCUUUGGGAGAGUCGACAACUGGGCGCAUCUUAGUGCUGCCGUCUCAGGUGUUAUCUUCGGGUUUCUUACAUGUCCGAGCGUUCAAUUCGAUGAUGCAUCCGCGAAGAGCAGUCAGAAAGAGGGCAUCGCUCUCGUUCAGAGGCAGGCCGAUCCAUGCAAGUCGCUUGCUACAUUUACCGUCUCCAUUCUCGUGUUGGCCUCCUUGUUUUUUCUGUAUGCGCCGGAGCUUCAGCUAUUGGAAUGGGAGAGCUUGUAGCGAAGGUUCAAACAAAGAUAACAAGAUCAACCGGAACUGGCGCUCGUGCUCCUCAUUUUUUACGUGAAACAGUCGCAAGAUAUAUCACGUCAUCCCUCUGUAUAUUUCUGGACACCACAUAGUGAUAGGAAGUACAGAGCUAAAAGUUCCUGCUGUUGCAGUAGGAAGCUAGCAGAUGAUGAUCCGACGACACUUGUGUUCUAUCAUCAAAGCAUAUGCCAUUUCCCUUUCUUGAUCCA
Messenger RNA from Musa acuminata subsp. malaccensis (wild Malaysian banana), 1954 nucleotides. The record is from RefSeq and is a predicted model, not a curated record. Lineage: Eukaryota; Viridiplantae; Streptophyta; Magnoliopsida; Zingiberales; Musaceae.